AAGUACUGUCUUCUUGCUUCAUUAAAAGCACUCUCUUUCUUCUAUCUGUCUCUAGUACAAAUUACUACUACUAUACAUACAUUCAAUAUUAUAUGUAGCGGUCUGUUUUAUUUUCUUUUGUUAAAAGAUUUAAGCUAGGAAGAGGGAGCGACACCGUUUGAGCGGUUUUGAUUGAAUAUGCGAAAAACACCCUUUUAGUUCAUUCUUUCUUUAGACUUUGGUUUCUGUUUUGAUGCGUUGCUUUCCUAUAAGGACUAUUGGUCUUUCUUUCUUUCUUCUAUUCAUCAUUUGAAAAGUUCCAAAAAAAGUUCUUUCUUUUUGUCCUUCCUCCUUUCUUUCUUUCCCUUUUUUUUUCAGCAUAUCUGAUAGCAAAAGACCCUUCGUUUGAAUAGUUUUGGAGCUUCAUUCAUGCAAAGAUGAAGUCUUUUAACACUGUUUCUGUGCCUGAUCCUAAAAGUAGAUCAUGUAUCUGCAGCCUCUUCAUGACUGUUGCUUUAAUUUGUGGUGUCUACUUUACCGGAAGUGCUUUGGUGGCUAAGGAUUUCAGGGCACUUCCAGGUUUUGUAGUGAACCGUGCAAAGCAGAAUGAACAAUGCAGAAAAUGCGAGGUACCACUGUCAAAACAGGACAAACAAGAGAGUCGUGUGACAGAGAAUGUGCAAAACAAUAAAUGCCAGAAAAAGUGCAGGCCAUUAGGAAGUGAGGCACUCCCAGAAGGAAUUGUUUCUAAAACUUCAAACCUGGAAAUGCGCCCAUUGUGGGGAGAUGUUGAGAAGACUCCACACUCAGUUAACUUGUUGGGGAUUGCAGUUGGAAUAAAGCAAAAAGAGUUGGUGGACAAAAUAGUUAAAAAGUUUCUUGAACACGACUUUGUUGUGAUGCUUUUCCACUAUGACGGUGUGGUGGAUGAGUGGAAUGAUUUGGAUUGGAGUAGCCGAGCCAUACAUGUCUCUGCUAUGAACCAAACAAAAUGGUGGUUCGCGAAGAGGUUUCUGCACCCAGAUAUAGUUUCUGAAUACGACUAUAUUUUCUUGUGGGAUGAGGACCUUGGAGUUGAAAACUUUCAUCCGGAAAAGUAUAUAUCUAUUAUUAGAGAAGAAGGGCUGGAGAUAUCACAGCCAGCACUUGACGCUAGUAAAUCAGAGGUACAUCAUCAUAUUACUGUGCGCAGAGGGAGAUCCAAGGUGCACAGGAGGUUCUACAGAUUAAAUAAAAGUGGCCGAACGUGUGAUAACAACAGCACAGAACCUCCUUGUGUGGGGUGGGUAGAAAUGAUGGCUCCAGUAUUCUCAAAAGCCGCCUGGCGUUGUGCUUGGUAUAUGGUCCAGAACGACCUGAUCCAUGCAUGGGGCUUGGAUAUGAAGCUUGGUUAUUGUGCGCAGGGUGAUCGUACUAGGAAAGUUGGUGUGGUUGAUGCAGAGUACAUAACUCAUUUGGCUGUCCCUACUCUGGGUGCUAAUUCAGAUGUAGACAUGGUGAUCAAAGAGUUCGAUCAUUCGCUGCAAGGAAAGAAGCUAUCUGAUUCUGAUGCAUUGGUCGCUCCAGUUGAGAAAUUUGAUAAUAGGUCCCUGGUUAGGAGACAAUCAUAUAUUGAAAUGAAGAUUUUUCGAGAUAGGUGGCGUAAAGCCACCAAGCAAGAUCAAUGUUGGGUUGAUCCAUUUCAAAGUCGAAAAAAGGGGAGAAAAGCCACACACACAUAAGGACUUUCUCAUAAGCUAUACAAGUGAUUCAGUUGUUUAUACAUUAUAUACAGAACGCUUAAGAGUAAAAGUAAAUACCACACAAGGUUAAUAGAGAUACACAUCAAAAACCAGUUACACGAUGCUAAUAUGGGAUGUGGAUAACUCAGUCAUUUUUCUUUUUCUUUUUUCCUUUCCCUUUGGAAAUAAUUUUCAUUUCACAUAGAUUUUGGACAUUUUCAGUUUGCUCGGUACAGAUAAAUUUUGUGGUAUUUGUAAAUACCAUUUUUUUUUUUGGGGUCUAAGAAUAAUGCCAAGGUGCUGUAUAUAUAUAUAUAUAUGUUUAUGACCUUGGUGAUUUGAUUCGGAUCAAUAAUAAGAAUAUUGUUGUUAA
This is a messenger RNA of Lycium ferocissimum, 2073 nucleotides long. RefSeq lists its product as uncharacterized. The transcript has 16 exons. The coding region runs from base 417 to 1700 and encodes 427 amino acids. NCBI's taxonomy places the organism in Eukaryota, Viridiplantae, Streptophyta, Magnoliopsida, Solanales, Solanaceae. The record is from RefSeq and is a predicted model, not a curated record.